This is a messenger RNA of Periconia digitata, 3120 nucleotides long. Lineage: Eukaryota; Fungi; Ascomycota; Dothideomycetes; Pleosporales; Periconiaceae. The record is from the annotation of a GenBank genome assembly.
UCCACGGUCCCUGAAUAGACGCCUCAGCCACAUGCGCCACGAGUUUGCCGCGUUUGUCUCAUCCUCACACCUGCUAUCUCGAACCACACAUGCAAGCUCACUGCCGACAUCCUUUCUACACGAUGCGCGCAUAGAUAUGCCCAUUCAGUCUCGAGUUCAUAUAUGCAUAGGGCAUGUUCAGCUCAUCGUCCCAUCAGUCCGUCCCCGGACACGCCGAAUCGUCAUCCAGUCGAGGAGCCAGGCAACCGACUGUCGAAAGCGAUCUGAGCGAAGAAGAGGGAUUGUUGAACGAAGAUCCCUUGGGUAACGGCUUACCAGAACAAGUUUCGUUUAAGCGCAAGCAGAAAGCCGCUGCGCCGUCGUCUUCGUCAUUCGGAAUCCCGCGAUUCUUCUCAUCCCAUACCAGCUCAAGUAGAAGCUCGCCCAAUGGAAAAUCCCCGCAAUCGCGAUUGCAACCGAUUCGUACCACUCCGCACUCGAAUGAUGACACGGAAGUUAUCUUAGAUUAUCUCGAUGCACCGGGCAACGCCGGCGAUCACCUACAAGACACAAAAGAUGCAACCGGUCUGGAUUGGUACGUGGAAGGACCAGGUCGCAGGGUUGGCUACGAUGACCUCACGGCGAUUGACUGGAUUUUCGAGUACGCCAAGGAACGACAACGUCUGAGGUACUUAUACGCCAGCGCAUCUGGCAUAUUGGGCCAUGUGAAACAAAUUGCAGAUGCGAGCCAGAUAUGGCUAGUUCUCAUUGCGGCAGGCAUACUGAGCGGAGGUAUAGCGGCCUUUAUCGAUGUUGCGAGCGACUGGCUAGGCGACCUCAAGACGGGGUACUGCAGUAAUGUGGAUGGAGACGGCCGUUUUUACCUCAAUAAGGGAUUCUGCUGUUGGGGCUACUCGGAACUGUCCCAAUGUCACGAUUGGCACCCGUGGAGCAGUGCGCUGGGGAUCAAGUCUACAGGGGGCGGAUGGAUUGUUGAAUACAUCUUCUUUGUUGUAUUCUCUGUAUUAUUCGCUGCUUGCGCCAGCCUGCUUGUCCGCGAAUUUUCGACGUACGCGAAACACAGUGGUAUCGCUGAGAUCAAGACGGUCUUGGGAGGAUUCGUAAUAAGACGUUUCUUAGGGGCAUGGACAUUGAUUGUCAAGACGCUGGGCUUGUGCUUAGCAGUUGCUUCAGGGUUAUGGCUCGGGAAGGAAGGACCGUUGGUGCACGUUGCAUGCUGUUCAGCUAAUUUAUUCAUGAAGUUAUUCAGCAAUGUCAAUGACAAUGAAGCAAGAAAGAGAGAAGUGUUGUCAGCUGCGGCAGCUGCAGGUAUCUCUGUGGCGUUCGGCUCGCCCAUUGGAGGUGUUUUGUUCAGUCUGGAACAAUUGUCCUAUUAUUUUCCAGAUAAGACCAUGUGGCAAAGUUUUGUUUGCGCCAUGGUCGCCGCCGUCACAUUGCAAGCAUUUAAUCCAUUCCGAUCGGGUAAGCUCGUUCUGUACCAAGUUACCUACCACAGUGGAUGGCAUGAUUUUGAACUGGUUCCGUUUGCAUUCCUUGGUAUUCUUGGUGGGCUAUACGGUGGGCUUUUCAUCAAUCUCAAUAUGCAGGUUGCAGAGUGGCGGAAGAACCGAACGUACCUCAAAGGGCCUGUCAGAGAGGUGGUCAUCGUGUCUUUCGUCACUGCACUGGUAAACUAUCCGGUCAAGUUCAUGCGAGCGCAGGCCUCUGAGCUCGUAUACUUUCUCUUUGCGGAGUGCGUGGACUUGUCCGAGGACACGUUGGGGCUAUGCAAGGCUGGGAAAGCAAAUACGGGCGUCAUAGCUCUGCUUUUAGCAUCCGCUUGUCUCGGUAUCAUACUGGCCAGCUUCACGUUCGGCCUGCAGAUUCCAGCCGGAAUCAUUCUUCCCUCGAUGGCUAUCGGAGGUUUGUACGGACGAGCAGUGGGAUUGUCCGUUGAAGUUGUGCAGCAGGCAUGGCCCAGUCUUUUCAUCUUUGGAUCGUGCGAGCCGGACAUGAAAUGCGUUACCCCUGGAACAUAUGCCAUUGUCGGAGCCGCAUCCGCACUUGCUGGGACAACACGAAUGACCGUUUCAAUCGUCGUUAUCAUGUUCGAAUUGACUGGUGCACUUACAUACGUCCUACCCAUCAUGAUCGCCGUUAUGAUCAGCAAGUGGAUUGGCGAUGCGAUUUCACCUCGCGGUAUCUAUGAGUCCUGGAUACACUUCAACGGUUACCCUUUCCUAGAUAACCGCGAUGACAACGGUUCCUCCAUACCGGACGUAUCUGCAGCUCAGGUCAUGACCCGAAUCGACGAUCUAAUGGUCAUAACUGCAACCGGGCACACUAUCCAAAGCCUUCGCGAUCUUCUAAAACAAAAUCGCUUCCGCGGUUUCCCAAUCAUCGACAAUUCCCGCGAUGCAAUUUUGCUUGGCUAUAUAUCACGCACCGAGCUCGCCUACGCACUAUCCGCCGCCCUUUCGCCGUCGCGAGCCUUUUCUCAGGACACGGAAGCUUAUUUCUCUCAUCAACCACUGUCAGACCCUACGACCUCUUUAGAUCUCCGACCUUGGAUGGAUCAAACGCCAAUCACAUUGAAUGCGAGAGCAAGUUUCCAGCUCACGGUGUCCAUGUUCCAAAAGUUGGGAUUACGUUAUGUGCUUUUUGUUGAAAAGGGAACGCUGAAAGGACUGCUAACUAAAAAGGAUGUCUGGUACGUAUUGAAUGGGGUAGAAGACAACGAGCAGGAUGAAGAUGGCAACGUCUUUGGGAGGGGUGUCGCUCGAGAAGAGCCUGACGAUGACGACGAUGCAAAUGAGGGCAGAGGCCUGCUCACGGGCGAAGAAGAUGACGAUGACGGAGGGUUCAUGGGCCAAAGAAGGAUAUGACGCUCAGGUAUAUAGACUUUUCUUGAUUUACUACCCAUGUCGGACACAGUCUUCGCUUUCGCCUUCCGUCAUGUGAUUGAUGGCUUUGCCACAGGUACCGUAGAACUAACAGCUCUUUAGACGGCGGUUUCAUGGCGCCAGGACAUGCACAUUGUAUCGCAGGGCUCAACGUGAUGGUGAAAGCGCCCAGAAAUAGAACUAUUCGCGCGACGUGUUUCUCCACAAGCAGGCUAAAACAGAUUGCGUGUCCAAUCAC